Molecule: messenger RNA, 978 nt
Organism: Alternaria viburni
Lineage: Eukaryota; Fungi; Ascomycota; Dothideomycetes; Pleosporales; Pleosporaceae
Exons: 3
Coding region: 1-978 (325 amino acids)
Biological process (GO): fungal-type cell wall polysaccharide metabolic process
Cellular component (GO): fungal-type cell wall
Source: RefSeq, a predicted model, not a curated record
AUGAAACUCCUCGCCCUAAUCCUCGUCUUCCUACUCUCCAUCCUCACCACCGCGACCCCCCUCGCCCUCCCCUCCGACACCCCCGCCUCCACCCAAGGCAGCAAGCCCAAACACGACCCCCUCACCCAAACCCCCGCCCACGAACGCCGCGGCGUAGCCUACAACGACGUCGCCUACAACAAGCUCUUCCAAGGCGAUGGAACCCACGUUACCUGGCGCUUCAAUUGGGACUCCUCAUCUGCCCUCUCACCUGCCUGGUUCCGCUUCAUCCCCAUGCUGCAUUCACUGCGCGACGAUCACACGGGGAGGUGGAAAGACAAUGCCGAGGCGAUGGCGAGGAAGAAUUUUGAGGAUAAUGGGUUCGCGACGUGGUUGAUGGGGUUUAAUGAGCCGGAUAACUGCAUUCCCGACGCAGGCGGCUCUUGUAUCGACGUCCCCACCGCCGUUGCUGGUUGGAAGAAACACAUGGAACCGCUGUCCAACUUCAACAGCGCGAUGUAUCUCGGUUCACCCGCUGUCACCAAUGCCGCAGCCUCCGAUACCACAGGUCUGGGCUGGCUGGCCAAGUUCCUGGAAGCGUGCGAUGGAUGCACGAUUGACUUUAUCAACAUCCACUGGUACAACACCCUCCCCAACUCCGCGCAAAACUUCAAAGACCACAUCGCCAACGCGCGCAAAGUCGCCAAGGGCCUCCCCAUCUGGGUCACCGAGUUCCGCGCCGAAGGUACCGACGACGAGAUCAGGGCCUUCCUGGACGACGUCAUGCCUUGGAUGGAUAAUUCGCAGGAUAUCCAUCGUUAUGCGUAUUUCAUGGCGAGACCGGGCAAGGGCAUGUUGGUUAACGAUGCGGGUGAUGGGUUGAGUGAUAUUGGGAAGGAGUUUGCGUUUUUUCAUAAGCAUGAGAGUGAGAAGGAUGGGAAGGGGAAGAGUGCAGGGAAGGGGUGGGAUGGGAGUAGGUGGUGGGAGGAGGGAAAGUGA